AAAACACUUCCAAAGGAGACUUUUUAGUCAAGAUAAGAUGUUCAUUGACUUAGCCGAAGACUUACAAACUAUAUAAGAAAUCAUCUUCCAAACGUUUUUGUACAAUGCUUAGGUUGUAAUUCUGUUACUGCAAUACAAUCUGGGAAAGAGAAUUAUAACUAAAUUCACCAUGGGAUCGUAUAUGCUUUUGCUGCAAGCCCACUUCUUUCUAGCAAUGCUGCUUAUUUUUGUCACAAAAUCACAAACAAAUUUCCAAAUAGCAAAGCCCAACUGCACGGAUCGUUGUGGAGAUGUAAGUAUUCCCUUCCCCUUUGGCACAGGGAAAGGUUGUUACCUUAGUGAAAGAUUCUUAGUCGCUUGUAAUCACACCGGUGAUCCUCCUAAACCAUUCUUGAACAACACAAACCUAGAUAUCGCAAACAUAUCCCUGGAGGGUCAAUUGACUAUGUUUCCAUUCAUACAGAAAGACUGUUAUGAUAGGAAGGGCACCAGAGUAUUCCAUAACAACCCCUAUAUAUAUUUUGAAGGAUUCACAGUCAAUAAUACGGCAAAUAAGUUAACUGUUGUUGGUUGCGAUACUUAUGGUUCUGUACUUGGGAGCCGGAAUACCAAGAGUGAUUACCAGACAGGGUGCACUUCCACGUGUGCAAGGAAGGAUGAUCUGGAGGAACGGUCAUGUUCCGGUGUAGGCUGUUGCCAGGUGUCUAUCCCAAAAGGGGUGUGGGAUGUUGAGUUGACGUUGCAGAGCUUUUCUAAUUUCACAGAUAGCUAUGAUAAUCACACCACCACUCUGUGGGACUUCGAUAAAUGCAGCUAUGCAUUUCUUGCAGAGGAAAGUGCAUUCAAUUUUUCUCCAAAUAGUCUUUCAAUUCUGAAGAAUGUAGAGACGCUUCCCAUGAUGGUUGACUGGGCAAUUGACGGAGGAACAUGUGAGGAGUCUCAGAAGAACAUGUCUAGCUAUGCCUGUAAAAGCACGAAUUCCAGUUGUAAAGGAACCGAUAAUGGGUAUCGUUGUUAUUGUUCAGAGGGUUAUGAAGGGAAUCCAUACCUCAUUGAUGGCUGCAAAGAUAUUGAUGAAUGUAAAAUUCCAAGACUCAACAAUUGUGUAUACCGAUGUGUAAACACAAUGGGGAGUUUUAAGUGCGUUUGUCCGAAAGGUUACAAUGGAGAUGGGAAGAAAGAUAGACAGGGUUGCUUUCGUGGCCAAUCCCUUGUAUUCAGACUUGUUGCAGGGAUUUCUCUAGGAAUUACGGUUUUUGUACUUGUUGUUUGCUGGUUGCUCUCAAUACUCAAUAGAAGAAAGUUGAACACAAUGAAGCAAAAAUUCUUUCUUCAAAAUGGUGGCUUAUUGUUGCAAGAAAAACUUACGCAAAGACAACAGUCACCAAUUAUGGCAAAGAUAUUUACUUCCGCCGAACUCAAGAAGGCAACAAACGACUUCCACGACAGUAGAAUUGUUGGUCAAGGAGGAUAUGGCACUGUAUACAAGGGCUUGUUAGCAGAUAAUCGACUAGUUGCCAUCAAGAAGUCCAAAGAAGUUGAUCCACAUCAAGUCGAGCAAUUUAUCAAUGAGGUGAUAGUUCUUUCCCAGAUCAACCACAAGAAUGUUGUCAAGCUCCUUGGUUGUUGUUUAGAAACGCAAGCUCCUCUGCUAGUCUAUGAAUUCAUAGAAAAUGGAUCCCUUUUUGAACACAUACACAAUAAAACAAAGGCGCGUUCUCUUUCUUGGGACAUACGAUUAAGAGUUGCUACAGAAACUGCUGGAGUGCUAGCGUAUUUGCACUCUAUAGCUUCCCCUCCAAUCAUACACAGAGACAUCAAAUCAACAAAUAUUCUUUUAGACACUAGUUUCACUGCAAAAGUGUCUGAUUUUGGAACAUCAAGAUUGGUUCCACUGGAUCAAACUCAAUUAUCUACUAUGGUGCAAGGAACCUUUGGAUACUUAGACCCUGAAUACAUGCAAACGAACCAAUUGACUCAAAAAAGUGAUGUUUACAGCUUUGGAGUAGUCCUGGUCGAGCUACUAACAGGAAAGAAGGCAUUAAGCUAUGACAGACCAGUAGAGGAGAGAAGUUUAGCCAACUAUUUCCUUUUAGCACUAGAGCGAAGCUGCUUAUUCCAAGUUCUUGAUGAUAAUAUUAAAUGCGAAGGAAAGAGUAAGGAGUUAACAUCAGUUGCUAUGCUUGCGAAAUUGUGCUUACUUGUUAAAAGGGAGGAUAGACCUAGUAUGAAUGAAGUAGCUAAGGAACUCGAAGGUCUGAGAUUAGCAAGGAAACACUCAUGGAACCAAACAGAACCCAAUGAAGAAGAGUCUGAAUCCCUGCUUUCUGGGAAAAUGAAAGCCUUUGCAAUUGCAAAUAGUGAUGGUAGUAGUAGCACAGCUAUUGGAUAUGAAAGCAUCAGAGAUCAUAUUAUUUUACCUAUUGGUGGUGGCAGAUGAUCUGUAGCAUUAGAAUCGAUGUGGAGUGAGGUUAUAUAGAAUUGGCAAUGUAGCGUUACUGUUGUUGGGUUAAUUUAUGAUUUUAUCUUUUGUAAUUAGGUUCUUAAUCUAUAAAAUAUGGAUGUGGAUUGAGGUUAUACUGAACUUGCAAGAUUAGCGAUACUAUUGUUAUAUU
Molecule: messenger RNA, 2615 nt
Organism: Olea europaea var. sylvestris
Lineage: Eukaryota; Viridiplantae; Streptophyta; Magnoliopsida; Lamiales; Oleaceae
Product: wall-associated receptor kinase 2-like
Exons: 3
Coding region: 170-2440 (756 amino acids)
Biological process (GO): protein phosphorylation; cell surface receptor signaling pathway
Cellular component (GO): plasma membrane
Molecular function (GO): protein serine/threonine kinase activity; polysaccharide binding; ATP binding
Source: RefSeq, a predicted model, not a curated record